AUGGAGGAACAGCGAAAAGGGCCAACCCUCGCCGCCGCCGAAGCUAGUCGAAACGACGACCGCGAUAAUGAUACUAUAGACGACAUGUCUGUAUGCCGUCGUAAUGGGUUAGAUGCCAGGGUACCGCCCGCAGACGACAUCGUCGACUUGACAUCCCACCAGCUUCCCUCGCCACAUCCCACACCGCCACCGAGUACGCAGCAAAGUAUCGCAUCAACUGUGUCCUCAAACGUCGGAACACCGCUUCCCACAAUUCAUUCCGAUGAGGAUUAUUCUUCCGACGUUUCGUCGACUCGAACUCGAGCUGAUCCCGACCCGAACGAUGCCUCUUCCUUCUCCUCAUCCUCCUCCUCUGGCUCCAUGCCGCCGCCCCUAUCGACCGACGACCCGGCGAAACGAGAAAUAAAUGGGACCAAUACUGUUGCGCAAGGGCGGCCGAUGAGAGCCAGCAAGAGCCAGGAGAAUGUCAGACGGCUGUCGGCUGCGGAAAUCCACCAGCUGACCGACUCUCCCCAUUCCCUUCCAAUAGCCGUCGUCCCGGAUGCGCUGACGACAGACCAUCGCCGUACUGGACGCCUUUCACCUUCCGAGUUGCAGGCAAUCAGGGAGUCGAUAUUAGGAAACUCGGCGUCCGAUCUACGUAGCGAUCUAAGGGAUGGUGACCGUGACAGCACGACCGCGACCUUAAGAAUACCUACCAAUGCGCGCACGCUGUCCACACCGCCGAUUUCUAGAAAUCGAGGUGGCUCGGUACAUUCUUCUCCUCGCCGCAAUUCUUUUCACCCUGUUGGACCCUACCCAAACCUUCAUUCUCUACCGACGACACCUCUCGUUCACCAGAAUCCUUUGCCCUUCCAUCGGCCAGAAAGGAGAGACUCUGCACCCAAGAACCCAGCGCUUGCCCCCGGCACACCCAUUACACCCGUUACACCCAUCCCGGUUCCUCCUGUAUCCUUACCAACUCAUCUGCAACUCGAGCUUGCGGCCCAAAAGCCUAGUCCUCUUUACAUCCAGCGGCCUGCGACCAUCGAUGUUCCCUAUGAGUCCAGCCGGAUCAAGAUUGAGCGUUUAAUCAAUGUGAUCCUACUUCCUCCCUUCCUAGAACGCACCUUGACUAUUGGAGCCCUAGCUUGUCUUGACUCAUGGCUUUAUACCUUCACUAUCCUCCCUCUCCGCUUCUUCAUUGCCGUUGGCAUCUUAUUCCAAUGGUGGGGCCACGUCUUUGCCAAGGAAGUCAAGUGGAUUACGGGCUUCGUGGGAGAUCGACUACUAGGCUCGCUCGGCCAGGAUAUUCUCGAGUGUCUAUUUAGCGCCGAGACUCUUGCGAGAAACAGCUCGGGCCGGUCCAAGGUUCUUAUGCCUCUCGGCAUGUUCGUACUCGCCCUAGUGUAUAACGUUGCCCAUGCCGUCGCGCUCUAUUUCCAAUGCAUCACACUAAAUGUCGCCGUCAACUCCUACUCCAAUGCCCUGUUGACUCUGCUGAUGUCCAACCAAUUCGUGGAGGUCAAAAGCACAGUCUUCAAGCGAUUCGAAAGGGAUAACCUAUUUCAACUUACCUGCGCCGACAUCGUUGAGCGAUUCCAACUUUGGAUCAUGCUCCUCAUCAUUGGCAUGCGCAACGUUGUUGAAGUCGGCGGCCUGUCCGUCCCCGGAGCUGGCACCGGAGACUUGGAACCAUCAAACACACAGCCUUUGCAUAGCCCGACCAUCCUUCCACAUAGUUUCACUAUACUGCCAACCUGGAUAUUGUCCGGAGAAGUUCUUUCACCGUUCUUCAUUGUCAUUGGUAGUGAAAUCUUGGUUGAUAUCAUCAAGCAUGCCUACAUUACCAAAUUCAACAACAUCAAGCGUACCUUUUAUAGCCGAGUCCUCGACAUCUUGUGCAAGGAUUACUACACCAAUGCCUUCACUACCCCAUCCCUUACUCGAAGGCUAGGUCUUCCAGUCCUCCCUCUUUCCUGCCUCUUCAUCCGGGCAUCUUUCCAGACCUACCAUAUGUUCCUAUCAACACGAGUCUCUCCGCCAAUCCCCCCUUCUACCCAUACCUCCUUAACGGAGAAUACCGCCAUUCCUACUUCACCGGCUAUUCUGGCGGCGCUGGAGAGAUUUGAUACACUAAUUCGGGACUCCCUCGGGCGGUCCGUCUACGGCGAUCCCUUCGGACCCGGAGGUCGCAAGAAACGACCGUGGUGGGAAUGGACCAAAGACGAUGCCAUCGCCGCCGUCACGAUGGUGGUCUUCUUCUUUAUCGUAUUCCUCGUCCUCCUCAUAGUGAAGCUUCUCCUCGGGAUGGUACUCCUACACUACUCGCGGCAACGAUAUGCCAAGAUGAAGCACAGGGAACACCAGAUAGCGCAGGGGAAGCUGGAGAGGGAGUCACACCUGGCGCAAGGUAAGAGAUCGGGCGGCUAUGGUCACGUCGAGAUUGGUGAUGAGAGAAGCAAGUGGUUGAAUGCUGAUGAGAAGGAGGGGUUGAAGCGGAGGAAUAAGAAGGAUAAGGUGCAAGAUGAUGACCUAGAGAGAGUCUCAAGCUUUGGCGAGCCGAAUGUGACGAACCAGGAUGACGACCUUGAGACGCAGAGAGAGACUGAAGCGCUCCAGCGCGUGGUAGCAAAGACUGCCGAGAAUAUGGUGGAUAUUUUCGAAGUUGCGCCGCAAGGAGACGGUCGUCAUUCUGCGCCAGCUCCCUUUGCUUACGCUGGCCAGGAGGCUCGGAUGAUGCGAUAUCAGAACCUGCUCUCCAAGCUCGCCGCUCAUGAUGAAGGGGAUGAAGUAGACAACGUCGAAGGAGUGCAGGUCGACUGGCUCACGGAUGAGCAAGACACGAUUGAACUGCAACGCAGUGAGACGACUGCCAAUGGCGAGGAUGAUAAACCCCUCGUAGGUACAUUUGCGGAUGCGGCUGCUGCUAUGAGUUGA
Molecule: messenger RNA, 2919 nt
Organism: Scedosporium apiospermum
Lineage: Eukaryota; Fungi; Ascomycota; Sordariomycetes; Microascales; Microascaceae
Exons: 5
Coding region: 1-2919 (972 amino acids)
Biological process (GO): positive regulation of MAPK cascade; lysosome organization; endosomal transport
Cellular component (GO): membrane raft; Ragulator complex; late endosome membrane
Source: RefSeq, a predicted model, not a curated record